AUGGAGCAAUUGUUGAUGGUAGCAAUGGAAGAAGAAGGUCCGAAGCAAAUUGUGGAGGGAAGUAUAGUGGUGAUUGUAGGUAAAAGGGGUUGUUAUAUGAGUUAUGUUGCUCAGAGAUUGUUGGAAGAGUUGAAAGCUUAUUUAAGGAUGUGUGAAGUUAGUCUAGGGUUUGCAGCGAAGACAACAUUAAUGCAUAAUAUCGGAAAGAUUCUUAGUGGAGAUGAUAAGACUUUGGUUGCACCAUUGUUUCCAGUGGUAUACAUUGGGGGGAAAUUGGUUGAGAGUUUGGAUCAGCUUAUAGCUAUUCAUGUCUUUGUCGAGCUUAUUCCCCUGUUGAAAACAACUGGUGUUAUUUGGCUUUGA
Messenger RNA from Dioscorea cayenensis subsp. rotundata (Guinea yam), 363 nucleotides. RefSeq names its product monothiol glutaredoxin-S3-like. The transcript has a single exon. Lineage: Eukaryota; Viridiplantae; Streptophyta; Magnoliopsida; Dioscoreales; Dioscoreaceae. The coding region runs from base 1 to 363 and encodes 120 amino acids. The record is from RefSeq and is a predicted model, not a curated record.